This is a messenger RNA of Pyricularia pennisetigena, 1131 nucleotides long. RefSeq lists its product as uncharacterized. The transcript has 4 exons. The record is from RefSeq and is a predicted model, not a curated record. Lineage: Eukaryota; Fungi; Ascomycota; Sordariomycetes; Magnaporthales; Pyriculariaceae. The annotation marks the transcript as partial.
GCCGGUGGGCCCACCCGCGACAUGGGGGGCAAAGUCCCUCACAUUCCUUGCGACGGCAUGAUUGGACCACCGCAAGAGGCAUGCACCAAAUUGAAUUCCGGGCCCGCCCACCUGCACUCGCGGGCGCUUACAUCUCGGCACCCUCAUUGGGCCGCCGGAGUUGUGAUUAACGGUGAAAGGGACCACCCACCGAGGUUGGCGCCCUCGAAGGCCAGAUUGGUCCCCGAAACAAUCUCGGGGAAAUCUCGAGUAGACUUCUGCAGGGGUCUUCCUGUCAUCGACUAUACUCAUCCAUCGCUGGGCAGAAAAUCGACAGCAAACAUGGCCAUCAAGGGAUACACAGUUGUGCGCCGGAAGUGGAAGUCCAGGAAGCCCAUUUGGGUCCUGAUGGCAGCCGAGCUGGUCACCAUGAUUCCACUGCUCGUCCUCUUUGGCAUCGCUCAACCCGAUACCUUCCGAACGCUCAUGUGGAGAAUUGGCCAUGCUGAGAAGCUCAACUCAAACCCCAACAUCAUCCUCUACGCCCUGGCAAACCAUGAGCCGAUGCCCAAGGUGCCGUUUGUUUGGUCGCAAUUGCUUACCGAGUUCAACGUGGUUAUCUCGGUCAUCUCACUCUUCUUUCUGCUGGCGAAGAUGAUCGGCUUCAUCAUGAAAAUCUACCUCCCGGUUGUUGCGGUUGGCUGCAACAUGAUUAUGACGGCAUUCUAUGCCGUGAGCGUCUAUGGACAGGCCGGUCCCGAUUACCUUGACCCUCGAUACCCGAGCCCAACGCCUUGGUAUCUCAGGAGGAGUUGCGACGUGGCAGAGGGAUAUGGCGCUGGCAAAACCUGCAUGAUCAUCCAGGGGACAUUCGCUGCUACUGUCAUAAUGCUCUGCAUUUAUGUGAUAAACCUCGGAUGGGCAAUUUUCAACAUGAUACCCACAAAACAUGACAAGCGACACGAUGAAGACGAAGAUGAAAACGAGUACGCGUCUAGCGACUCACCCACCGAGGUCAAGACUUGGGAGAUGCAGCCACAGACGCCAAGCGCAGGCGCUGUACCAUUCACCCCUAGGACGCAGGCCUUCCACACCUUGGAUAGAAAAUUGCCAUUCAGGGCAUAUGCCGAACAGAGGCAGACGUAUGCCUGA